Messenger RNA from Puccinia triticina, 735 nucleotides. RefSeq lists its product as uncharacterized. Lineage: Eukaryota; Fungi; Basidiomycota; Pucciniomycetes; Pucciniales; Pucciniaceae. The transcript is spliced from 3 exons. The record is from RefSeq and is a predicted model, not a curated record. The coding region runs from base 1 to 735 and encodes 244 amino acids.
AUGAUUGUGAGUGCACUCCCCCCUCGGCCCCUCCAGUUUCAAAUGACCGCGCAGCUCAAUGCCAACCAAACCCGAAGCGAAGAUUUUGUGAAUGUGUGGACCGUACUCGUAGUUGAGAAGGAUCACGACCUGUUUGGCUCUUCCCCCCUGGUAGAUGAGGUCGACAGGCUCAGCUGCCGGUGCCCGACUGAUGCCGAGCCGGCUGUGGCUGGUCUGCCGGUCGCUGCCCCAGGCCAAACGGCUGACGGAGCCCGAGAGCGUUACCCGCCUACCAGUUGUCCUCCCGCCCUUUCGGCCGGGGCCGUGGGCGACCAUCCCCCAUCGUCGUGCACGAUGUCGCAGCAGCUGGCGCCCGGCGGCCAGCCAGGCCCCACCACAUGGCCAGCUCACCCGCGCCCUUGGCCCCGCCCUCUAUUGGGCCCGCCUAUGUCCUACCCGACGGGACUAAGCCAGGCAAGCGUCGAUGGGAAGCCAAUUGGUCAGCCCAGAGGCCGCCCAAAUGAUACCCUAACCAACGACCCCCAGGCCCCGGGAGAGCUGCCCGCCACCCGCCCCCCAAGAGGUCAGAGCCCAUGUCAUCAUGCGGCCAGUCACCCGCCAUGCAGGCAGCAUCCCAACGACCUCAGCGGGUGUGCGCCCGUCGUGGAUUUGCCACGCGCCUCUGCGUUGCAAGUUCUAGGUUUCGCCCAAUGGUUGUAUGGGGGGCGCCUGACCUGUACGACAUAUGAACGGUGA